Messenger RNA from Ilyonectria robusta, 657 nucleotides. RefSeq lists its product as uncharacterized. The transcript has a single exon. The record is from RefSeq and is a predicted model, not a curated record. Bases 1 to 657 code for a protein of 218 amino acids. Lineage: Eukaryota; Fungi; Ascomycota; Sordariomycetes; Hypocreales; Nectriaceae.
AUGGACCCGCCUUCGGUUCCACCACCCCCUCCUCCCCCGCCGCCGCUGAACGCGCCGCCACCGCUGAACAUUCCUCCUUCACGGGCCAGACUCCAGCUGGCGGCUCGGCUGGCGAUGCACCAGAAAAACAGCCAGGCCACGCAGUCGAGCUCUGGGGCUCUGCAUCAUGUCGAUGACGACGACGAUGACAACCCUUCGGAUCCUUUUGCAGACACGGAGGAAGACAUGGACGACGAUGACGACGACCAGGACGAGCGUGGUUCUUGGUGGCGAGGCGUGGUGAGAACCAGGGAGAAGACAGAUGGUAAUGAGUCUGAUGAUGAGCGUGACGACGACGACGAUGAUGAGUUUGGAGAUUUUGCCAUGGCAGAAGAUGAGCGGACGACUGGGGGCGAUGAUCACAGCCUUGUUUUGAGGCCGUUGGCUGUCAACCCAGCAAAGGAGGGGAACACUCGAGGUCUAAGCGGUCUGUGGCCGUUUGGGCUAUCCAAGGUCGAGAAGGAGAAGGAGGCAGAGAAGCUGGAGUCUAACGAGGCCGGAUCUGCAGGGGUUGGGGACGAUGCGGGCGAUAACGACGACAAGAAGGCGGUUGAGGUCAAGGAGGCAAAGAGGCGAACGAGCAUCGAGGACCCGGAUGAUGACGAGGUUGUCAUUUGA